UAAUCGUUCUGCAUAUACGUUUCAUCAUCCUCUUCAUCAUAACAAGUUAACAACAUCAAUAAUUAUAAUCUUUAUCUUCCAUCAAAUGGGAUCAGGUUCCUCUCCUUGUGCUUCUUGCAAAUUGUUGAGAAGGCGUUGCAUACAAGAAUGCAUCUUUGCCCCUUACUUUCCUUCUGAUGAUCCACGCAAGUUUGCCAUUGUUCAUAAGGUCUUUGGUGCUAGCAAUAUCAGCAAAAUGCUGCAGGAGCUUCCAAUUCAUCAAAGAGCAGAAGCAGUAAACAGUUUAGUUUAUGAAGCAAAUGCAAGAGUGAGAGAUCCUGUUUAUGGAUGUGUUGGAGCCAUAUCAUACCUUCAAAGUCAAGUUUCACAAUUACAAAUGCAACUUGCAGUAGCUCAAGCAGAGAUACUCUGCAUCCAGAUGCAACAAGACUCUGCCACUGUUACUGACUCAUUACCAACACAUGUUGACCAAGAUGACAAAUUCAUGCUCUUAUCUGAAAAUAAUAAUUGCUAUGGAGUCCUUCCACAAUAUCUCAACUUUCCAUCUUCUUCUUCAUCAUCUUCUAAUGUAUUCCAAGAUUAUGAGCCUCUUAAGAGUGAGACUUUUUGGACUUAAGUUUGAUAACUAAUAAUUAAUCCUCAAUG
Molecule: messenger RNA, 645 nt
Organism: Trifolium pratense (red clover)
Lineage: Eukaryota; Viridiplantae; Streptophyta; Magnoliopsida; Fabales; Fabaceae
Product: LOB domain-containing protein 12-like
Exons: 2
Coding region: 86-616 (176 amino acids)
Source: RefSeq, a predicted model, not a curated record